Acanthosepion pharaonis is the source of this 531-nucleotide messenger RNA. The record is from the annotation of a GenBank genome assembly. Lineage: Eukaryota; Metazoa; Mollusca; Cephalopoda; Sepiida; Sepiidae.
AUGCUGGCAUCAUUUGGACCCUAUCUAAAAUUUUCUUCACAGCUUCUUCAUUUCUUUUUUCUAUCUAUCUCAUUCUCUUCAUUAUCUAUCUAUCUAUCUAUCUAUCUAUCUAGUUCAUAUCUCAGUCUGUUCAUAGUAGUCUGUUCACAUCUUAUUUCAAGCAGUUCUUUUCUCUCCCUCACUUUCUCUCUCUAUCCACCCUCUCUCUCUCUCUCUCUCUCUCUCUCCCUCUCUCUCUUAAUCUCACCAACAUCACCUGCCAACAUCACUUGCCAACAUCACCUGCCAACAUCAUCACCUGCCAACAUCACCUGCCAACAUCACCUGCCUAAUCACCUGCCAACAUCACCUGACAACAUCAUCACCUACCAACAUCACCUGACAACAUCACUUGCCAACAUCACCUGCCAACAUCACCUGGCAACAUCACCUUCCAACAUCACCUGCCAACAUCACCUGCCAACAUCAUCACCUGCCAACAUCACCUGCCAACAUGGUCGCAUCCUUGGGCACAGUCGCCAUUUAAUAUAG